GGACACACAUCACACACACACAUUCACCCAAAUCCGAUGUUUUUAUCGUCAUAAAAAAAAAACUUUUAUUAAAUUCAAAAACUUCAGUCUGUCGUCACUGACAGUUGGGCCGAGGAGAAGUCAUGGAUCCAAUCGUGGAAGUGGUAGGUUUGAUUUUGGGGUUCAUCGGAUGGAUAAUGGUGGGGGUUGCGCUUCCAAACCGUUACUGGAGGACCUCCACUGUUGACGGAAAUGUCAUCACCACCUCUACAAUCUAUGAAAACCUGUGGAUGUCCUGCGCGACAGAUUCAACCGGGGUCAGUAACUGCAGGGACUUCCCUUCCCUGCUCGCUUUGAAUGGUUACAUCCAAGCGUCUCGUGCCUUGAUGAUUGCCUCGAUAGUGUUUGGCUCAUUUGGACUGCUGGGCUCGCUGAUCGGGAUACAGUGCUCUAAAGCGGGAGGAGAAAACUAUGUUCUCAAAGGGAGGAUCGCAGGCACUGCUGGAGUACUUUUUUUGCUUCAAGGUCUGUGCACUAUGGUUGCAGUGUCCUGGUAUGCUUUCAAUAUCACUCAGAAUUUCUUUGAUCCCUACUACCCUGGCACAAAGUAUGAGAUAGGAGAAGGGCUUUACAUCGGCUGGUGCUCUGCUGUGCUCGCCAUCGCUGGAGGAGCCGUUCUCACCUGCUCCUGCAAAUUGGGCACAGAGGAAAAAUACCCUCUACCUCAUGCAAGGGGAACUGUGUAUUCUGGACCAGCACCAACCAGAAGCCUGGCCGCCAGUACUUAUGGGAGAAACGCUUACGUCUGAGCAGGAUUUGGAAACUCAGCUUUGUGGACUUAUUCAUCCCUACACUUUUGGCUGGUCUAACUAACACGUUGUGCCAUUUCAUCACUGUGGAAACACUUGCAGUGCAUCAGAUGUUCACUGUUGGGAGUAUUUCAGCUGUAUAUGUUAUAUACAAAUAACCGCAGUUUCAAAAUGUAUGUUCUGUAGAAAUAACAUGGAUAAAAUGAUUGCAAAAAGCUUGACAAAACAUCAGCGUCACUGCACAAACUCACUGUGCGCUCUCAAUGAUUAAUAUUUAUAUUUCUCUGAUAUUGUCACUUAUUUUCCAAUUAAUUCAAUCACAUUUGUAAGGGGAAGGUCAAAAGUGUGAUGAUUGUUUGGAUGUGUUGUUUUGUACAGUUUUGUAGGCGACACCUGCAAGAGGCGCUGGAGGGCAGGUUGUCUUUGUUUUGAUUGUAUUUUGCCUGUUUGUUUGUUUUUGGGUUUUUGUUGUUGUUGUUGUUGUUUUGGGGGGGGUAAGCAAAUGUACAAAUUUAAAUGUUUUACAUCGAACAUUCCAGUUUUACUUACCACAGACAAAAACAGUGGUGGCUGUAUUCUUCCUUUUUUUAAUAAAAAAUAAAAUUAAAAUUAAAAAACCAUCAGCCAGGCGCAUGAUUACAGGUCAUCAGGACAUGAUUUGGGUAAAAUAUUGUGGGAAAUCAUCAACAACCUGUUCAGUGUCUGUGUUCAGAGUAAAGACUGAUUGCAAAUGUUAUAUUUUCGUCAAA
Messenger RNA from Neolamprologus brichardi, 1537 nucleotides. RefSeq names its product claudin 15a (gene cldn15a). Gene Ontology annotation, cellular component: bicellular tight junction; membrane. The record is from RefSeq and is a predicted model, not a curated record. Gene Ontology annotation, molecular function: structural molecule activity. Lineage: Eukaryota; Metazoa; Chordata; Actinopteri; Cichliformes; Cichlidae.